Molecule: messenger RNA, 882 nt
Organism: Parathielavia appendiculata
Lineage: Eukaryota; Fungi; Ascomycota; Sordariomycetes; Sordariales; Chaetomiaceae
Exons: 2
Coding region: 141-725 (194 amino acids)
Source: RefSeq, a predicted model, not a curated record
GAUGGACCCGUGCCUUCUCCUUUUCCCCCGAGGUCGUCACCUACCAUGCCGAACAGGCACGGCACGCAGGUCGGAGCCCGUACACUCUCGAGUGGGGAUACCCAAAGAGCGUCCCGAAGUAUGAGGCCGCCGUUGCCGUCAUGACCAGCCUGUGUCCCAAAAUCUCGACUCUUGACCUCGCCGCACCUCAAGAUGCAACCAUCUGUGCCUUCUGCCCGCAGCGAUCAAUGCUGUCCCCACGGGACGUGGAGGUGGUCCGUCGGCAUGAAGAUGGGGAGUACCAGCUCGUGCAACUGUUUCCGCUCUUCCGCGCCGCGCCCAACAUUGCGCUGCUGCGGCUUUUCAGGCUCGGUUGCUGCGCGACGCUCAAGGACAGCCUGAGACUUGAGCGCCUGACCGACCUUGAGCUUCAGGCCUGCUGCAUUACCAACGACGAGCUCGCUCGCAUUCUCAGGCUGUGCCCAAACCCGCAGCGCUUGCGGUACGUGUGCUGCAGACCUGAGGCUAUCUAUAGGGAUGAGCACUUUACGCCCGACGAAGUGGUUGCUGUUGUCCUUGAGCAGACUCCAAACCUACAGACAUUCGAACUAGAUUUAACGGAGUUGAUGGAGACCGAGAAUUUUACCGAAAAUGACGUACGUAAGGCAAAAUCGGCUCUAAGCCGCCGCGGAAUCAAGUGCAUAUUUACAGUCCUAAUCGAAUGGAAGUUGCUGCAGCCUAGAUAGCGAUGUGCUAUCUAAGGCAUAGCUAGUAUACUGUUUUUUCCCUUUCGUUUUUCCUCCUAUCUUUUUUCGUUCUCUUCUUUUUAGCCCUUAUACAAGUCAUCACUACCAAUGUCUAGACGCCCUACCUUCAGUGUCUAGGUACGCCCACUUUCUGUUU